Molecule: messenger RNA, 1440 nt
Organism: Sclerotinia borealis F-4128
Lineage: Eukaryota; Fungi; Ascomycota; Leotiomycetes; Helotiales; Sclerotiniaceae
Source: the annotation of a GenBank genome assembly
AUGAUUUCCAAGAUCCUUCCCGUCGCCGCCCUUGCUGGUGUAGCUAUCGCUGCUUCCACCUGCCCUCUUUCCGUUGAGAUUUCUGGUACCACCGAUCACAUUGCUCAAGUCGCAGUCACAAACACCGGUGCCGAGGCUAUCACUGUCUUCAAGGGUAACACGGUCUUAAGUGACCAUGCUACUUUGGAUCUCGUAGCUUCCGCAAAUGCCGCGGAUCUUGAAUUCAAGGGAACCUAUGUUAACUACAAACGUACCGGUCUCAAUGCCUCUAUGUUUCAAGUAAUUCAAGCUGGCGAGACAGUUACCGCUUCUGUCAACGCAGCUAAGACCUAUAACCUUGAAGGCCUCGAGACAGUUGAUAUCACUGCCAUCCAAGGUUUCAGAUACGUAACAGGAGAAGUAGCGCCAGCCUCGAUUGGCGAAACUACUCUCUGCGGCGACAUCACAUCCAACACUGUUACUAUCACUCCCGAUCAAAGCAAGGUUUCAUCUGAUCUCAUCUCUAGAAGCGAACCUGCUUCCAUGUCCCGCAUCCAAAAGCGUGCCGUGACCUACAGCAGUUGCUCCACUGCACAAACCAGCUCCCUUAAAACCACCGUCUCCGAUGCCAUCACCCUCGCUACCAACGCUUACACCGCUGCUGGUUCCGCUGCUGAUUACUUCACCACCUGGUUCAAGUCUACCUCUGAGGAAACCCUCGUCCGCAGCAUCUACACCGACGUCAAGAAUGUCCAAACCAAAUCUCCCAAGAUUUCCUGCACCGAUACUUAUGGAGAUUGCUCUGACGGAAGUGCAUUACUCUACACCGUUCCCACUGCCAACGUCAUUGUUCCUUGCCCAAACAAUGGAUACUGGGGCUUCCCUGAGUAUUCUUCCACUUGUGCGGAUUUCGAUUAUGAUCGUGCAGGAAGUCUCUUGCAUGAGAUGACUCAUUUGUAUGGUACUGAAGAUUGGGCCUAUGGACCAGCUGCUGCUAAGGGUUUGUCGGCUGCUAAUGCUGCUAAUAAUGCGGACACCUAUGAGAUGUAUGCUGGAAGUACCGUUCACCCUUCUAGUCUUCGACAUACAAACAUCACAUACACGUACACACCCCGAAAUCUCCACAUCCAAAAAAAAUUUACACUCCCACCAACCCGCCUCCUAGGCCCCCUCGCCGUCCUCUUCGCCCUAUCCAGCAUAUCCCCACCAUCCACUCUCGCCGCAGCCCUUCGCAAGUCACAAAGCUACACAUGGCCCGACCUCCAAGACCUCUCCAUCCACUCUCAUUACUGCGAUAAAACCUUCCAGCCCAUGAAAGCCGGCUACUGCACCAUCACCAACCUGAUGAACGACCCCGUUGCCGACAAGCCCCCGAGCAAAAACUACUUUGCUUCUGUACAAUUCCAGCUGUGCUCUCAUCGGACAGCAGGACAACAUUUCCAUUCGCCAGACGGAUGUUAA